AUGGCAAACCAAGUCACUGUGGGUAUUGAAUUUGAAAAUGAUGAAACCAAACAUGACUUUUCUUUCUUGCCAUCUGAUACUAUUCUUCAAGUGAAGCAAAGGGUUGGAAGUAUUUUAAGAUGGGAAGUCGAAGAGCAAUCCCUCUUUUAUGACGAUCUAGAAUUGAAAAAUGAUCGUUCACUCGAAUCUUACAAUUUCAAAGAGGGUGGACAUUUUCAUCUUAAACUUCUCAGGACAAACACAUAUCGUGAUUUGAAAUUCUAUGUUUUGGUGAAAUCUGAUUACAAGGAAAACUUUAUGGGAGUUAAAGCAACGGAUACUGUGGCAGAUUUGAAGAACAAAAUUGAGAGAAAUUGGGGCAUUUUCAGUUCUCGUUUCGUUAUAUCCCAUAAUAAUGAGAUAAUGAAAAAUGAUCUUACACUCUCUCAAUAUAAUGUUUGCGCGAAUUCAGUGAUUAAAGUGGAUAUAGAAAAAGAAUUGCGCUAG
Jatropha curcas is the source of this 486-nucleotide messenger RNA. RefSeq lists its product as uncharacterized. The record is from RefSeq and is a predicted model, not a curated record. Gene Ontology annotation, molecular function: polyubiquitin modification-dependent protein binding; ubiquitin binding; proteasome binding. NCBI's taxonomy places the organism in Eukaryota, Viridiplantae, Streptophyta, Magnoliopsida, Malpighiales, Euphorbiaceae. Gene Ontology annotation, cellular component: nucleoplasm; cytosol. Gene Ontology annotation, biological process: proteasome-mediated ubiquitin-dependent protein catabolic process.